Olea europaea var. sylvestris is the source of this 1847-nucleotide messenger RNA. RefSeq names its product sucrose transport protein SUC2-like. Gene Ontology annotation, molecular function: sucrose:proton symporter activity. Lineage: Eukaryota; Viridiplantae; Streptophyta; Magnoliopsida; Lamiales; Oleaceae. Gene Ontology annotation, biological process: sucrose transport. Gene Ontology annotation, cellular component: plasma membrane; vacuole. The record is from RefSeq and is a predicted model, not a curated record. The coding region runs from base 77 to 1642 and encodes 521 amino acids. The transcript is spliced from 5 exons.
CCCUCUCAUUAUACCUCAAGAAUCCUCAAUAAUUAUACAGACAUAAUACUUUUAAGUUUUCUUGAGAGAGGAGCAUAUGGAGGUCGGUGGCGGAGUGAAAAAUGUUGUAAAUUAUUUACAACUACAACCACCAUCACCAGCGCCACCGCGAGAACCACAGUGGAAGAUUAUAAUGGUGGCCGCGAUAGCCGCCGGAAUACAAUUCGGGUGGGCGUUACAGCUUUCCCUUCUGACUCCAUAUGUGCAGCUCCUUGGCAUACCCCACAAAUGGGCCGCCUUCAUCUGGCUAUGUGGCCCCGUUUCGGGCAUGCUUGUGCAGCCUGUAGUUGGCUAUUACAGUGACAACUGCUCCUCCCGGUUUGGCCGCCGCCGCCCCUUUAUCGCGGCUGGAUCUGCCCUCGUCACCAUAGCAGUCUUCCUUAUUGGAUUUGCAGCUGAUCUUGGCCACUCCUCCGGUGACCCCCUCGGAAAUUCCCCUAAGCCCCGAGCUAUUGCUGUUUUUGUUGUUGGCUUCUGGGUCCUUGAUGUAGCCAACAACAUGUUGCAGGGCCCUUGUAGAGCAUUCUUGGCUGAUCUUUCGGGCGGCAAUGCACGCAGAAUGUCAAUGGCGAAUGCAUUAUUCUCCUUUUUCAUGGCUGUGGGCAAUGUGUUGGGGUAUGCUGCAGGUUCAUACACUCACCUCUACAAAAUGUUUCCAUUUUCAAAAACAAAAGCUUGUGAUGUGUACUGCGCAAAUCUGAAGAGCUGUUUUUUCCUUUCAAUUGCCCUUUUAAUUACCCUUACAACAUUGACUUUAACAUUGGUACAUGAAAAGGCCACCGGCGCCGCCCCUUCUACGGCGGAGCAAACUGGUGGCGGAGUGGAGGGUAGUAAAAAGCGAGGUGGGGUACCUGUUUUGGGGGAAUUAUUUGCUGCUUUAAAGGAUUUGCCUAGGCCUAUGUGGAUUUUAAUGUUGGUGACUUGUUUGAAUUGGGUUGCUUGGUUCCCGUUCUUGUUGUUUGACACUGAUUGGAUGGGGAAGGAGGUUUUCGGUGGAAAGGUGGGUGACAAUGGGUUGUAUGACCGUGGAGUGCGGACCGGUGCACUCGGUUUGAUGCUCAACUCGGUGGUGCUGGGAUUCGCCUCCUUGGGAGUUGAGUUUUCUGGGCGGCGGCUUGGUGGGGCGAAGAGACUUUGGGGUAUUGUCAACUUCUUGCUGGCCGUUUGCUUGGUUAUGACUGUUUUGAUCACCAAAUUGGCCGAGUCUAGACGACGAUACGCCGUCACUAGUGGUGGUGGUGCCACCGCUUUGAAGCCGGACGGCGGUGUCAUUGCGGGCGCUUUGACUCUCUUUGCAGUUCUUGGCAUUCCUCAGGCGGUGACUUUUAGUAUUCCAUUUGCUUUGGCUUCUAUAUUUUCUAGUAAUCACGGUGCAGGACAAGGUCUCUCACUGGGAGUUCUAAAUCUUGCCAUUGUUAUACCCCAGAUGGUGGUGUCGGUUGUGAGUGGACCAUGGGAUGAAUGGUUCGGAGGCGGUAAUUUACCGGCGUUCAUUGCAGGGGCUGUGGCAGCUGCGGCCAGUGGGAUUGUUGCAUUAACAGUGCUCCCAUCUCCUGAUGCAUCAUCAACCAAAACUGUUACUAGUUUUGUUGCAUCUCAUUGAAUAUAAAUGGACCCUCGCACUCCCCCACCGCAAGGGACCUUUGAUUUUUCUGGUCCCCUUAUUCCCUCUAAGCCAAAUAGAUUAUUCCAGCAAUUUAUAUUAAUCACGGUCAAAGAGGUUCUCCUAAUAUAAAUUUGGAAACCUGGUAUUGUAUGAAUUUUGAGGUUGAUUUAUCAAGAGAAAACAAGAAAUUAUAUGCUUUUGA